Plectropomus leopardus (leopard coralgrouper) is the source of this 3784-nucleotide messenger RNA. The record is from RefSeq and is a predicted model, not a curated record. Lineage: Eukaryota; Metazoa; Chordata; Actinopteri; Perciformes; Serranidae.
CCUUUGCAUUAAUUCCUCUCCUCUUCCUUCCUCCGAGCACUCAUAAAACUGCCUCAAGCUGAAAUGCUGGUUUCUUCUUCCUGCCAUGUUUCUAAAUCCUCUUCUCUUUGUCUCAUUUCCCCCUUUAAUUUGCUUUAUUUUCACACAUUCCCUUUAUUUCAUGCUUCCAUUUCCCCUCAUUUUCCAUUAACCCAAUCCAAAACACGAAACACGUGCAAAAAAGGUGAGGAUUUGGAGAGAAAUGACGGCUCGUCCGAGCGGCCUUACUUCAUGUCCCCCGAGCUGCACGAGAUCCUCUCCAAAGCCAAGAGGCCGGAGGAAGACCGAGACGGUGUCGAGCUGGGGGAUUCUGCAGACUCUGCGAAGCAAGUGGACGAGGUGAAACUGGAGGAGGAGACUCCUCUUCACCAGCAGGAAGAUGGAGAGAUCCAACUGAAGCAACAGACAGUGCUCAAGCAAGACAACGAGGAGGAGAAGCCUCUGCAGGCCAAGGAGGACGCCGAAGAGCCAAAAGAGGAGAAAAUCGAAGAACAAAAAAUCAGUCAGGAUGAAGAGGCCGAAAAGAAAGAAGAGGUGAAAGAAGAGGCAGAAAAGCAGGAGAUAACAAAGGAGGAAAAGACAGAGGAGGUGCCGCCUCCUGCUGUGGAAGCUGAAAAAGAGGAUACUGAUGAAAAGAAAGAGGAAAAAGAAGAAACCUUAGAAGAAAAGCCUCCGUCUACACCACAGGAGUAGAUGUUAACAGUAAUGCAAGGGCAUAAAUGUCAGCUUGGUAAACCUCAUAAAGCAUAAAGAAUGAAGAACUGUAUCUGUGUGAUAUGGGCCUGUUAAAUGUACGGCAUACAAGCUAAAAUUACCUAUGGCCUUGCUGUGUGAGCGGCGUGACGUCCAGCUGGAUCAUCACGGUCGCGGUCCACACUUUAAGGUCGAAGCAGGUCAAAAGCCCAGUGCAUAUCUGUAGCUUGGAAAAAUGCUCUCUUGUGUUGGUUUUAGAACAGUGUUGGUUUUUAUAUCGUGAAGAUCUGUAGAACAUUGUGAGUGCUGAACCUGUGCCUGAUUACUGUCACUAAUAUUUGUUGUCUUAAUCCUGUUAACGAAUGCACUACAGAACCACUACGUACCGUGUUUACAGUCGGAGCCAGUGACUAUGUACAAAGAUGAACGACGCCUCUUCGCUUCCUCCUUCUUUACAUAAGUGAAGCCAAAAUAUCCAGGAUACAGACGCUCAUACACCUGCCCAGCCAAUCGCAAGCAGUGCCACUGAUCAUGAGCACACUGAUUGAUGAGCAAGUCAGUUCGCACUCCAAAAAUGUCAAAUACUGCCGCUUUGUCAGUGCUGCCAGUGUCACACACAGAUGCAAAUAAGCUCCUUUUGCGGCAGUAUGAUACACACCGGGCCCGUCAGUUUUAAUGGCAGCGGUCAAAACUCUUCAAGCACAGUUGCUUUGUCCAUUUGUUCAGCGUCCGGAUAUGGUGCACAAAAACAACUUUAGCAGCGGUAUAGUAUGCAUCAGUUGCGUCAGUUUUAGAAGCAGUGGGCAACAACUCAAAUUACCCCACUUUGUCAGUGAUGAAUGCACCGAGGCACUUUUUGCAGUGCCAUGAAAUGCACUAGGCCUGUGGAUUUUAGAGGCAGCUGGCCACAACCCAACUUGUCAAGUACCACUGCACUCUCAGUGGAUGUCAGUGUCAGACACUGACGCACUGAGGCACCUUUCGUGGCAGUAUGAUGAGCGGUGGGCACGUCAGUUUUAGAAGCAAUGGGCAAAAGCCCAAUGCAUCACAUACCACCACUUUGUCGGUGGAUAUUGGCGUCUGAAAAGGACAGACUGAGGCACCCUUUGUUGUGGUAUGAUGCGCUCUGAGGUUUCAGUUUUAGAGACAGUGAGCAACAAGCAAAUUCAUUAAGCACCACUGCUUUGUCAGUGGACGUCAGCGUUGCAUUCGAACGCAAUGAGGCACUUUUUGCCGUAGUAAGAUACUCACAUGUGCGUCAGUUAUAGAGGCAGCGGGCAACAACCUGACUCGUCAAAUACCGCCGCUUUGUCAGUUCUGUCAGCAUCAGACACUGACACAAAGUGGUAUGAUACACAGAGUGCAGCGGCAGUUUGUGAUGCCACCAGCAACUACCAUGAUGUAAAGAGUAAAAAAGUCCUUUUAUGCGGUGGUGGGGGGAUCUCAAACAAACUCUGGACCUUCACCUGGGCAGUUGCUGUUCCCUCCCUGUUUAAAUUUUAAGGCAAGGCCAUUAUGGUUUUUUUUUCUAAAUCUAACCACGUGCGUUUGUUGCUUAGAUCUAAAGAAAAUACAUAUAAAAUAAAGUGUUAUUUUGAAAAGACUCAGUGCGUGUAAUAAGCGUUCGUUGACACGCUGUCUCAGAACAUUCAAAACAGACUCAGGGGGGUACGUAGCACAUCAUAUUUAGACAUGCAGGUCCACUGACGAAGCGGCAGUACGGCAGUAUUUGACAAGUUGGGAUGAGAACGUGAUUGGCACACCCAGCUGUCAAUCAUGAUGUCACAGUCUUUUUUAUUGCAUAAAAUAACUAAUUAAAACCAAACUUAUAAAAACGAGCAUUUGAGCAUACAUCAGCCUGAAAAGAACUACCUUAAAUGGCAAAAACAUCUUUAGAAAAAAUUAAUUGGAUGAUGUUUUAGUUUGGCCAAUGUCCCAUUCACUAACAUGGAUGGGGUGGGGUUAAUGACCUAUACUGCAGCCAGCCACCAGGGGGCGAGGCUGAGAUGUUUUGGCUUCACUUUUGGGGAGCUGUUUUGUCGUCCAUCUUUAUAUAUCCUUCAGUCUGCGGUCAGAACACUCACAUCUCAAUCGAUGGUGAAUCUCUUUCACUGUUUACAAUAAUACCAGCUGACGCCAAAAUGUUACAGACAUAUUUGAUAUACCGUAUAAAUAUUGGAUCUUUUUUUUUCCAAUGGAACUUGUAUAUACACAGUAGUGUACGUCUAUUAUGUAUUUUUUGGCUUCAGUCUUGUAGAGAUCCAAGAUGGGAUCCAAUGUAUUGUAUUGACACCUACUUGCCUUGGUAUUUCGGACUGGCGUAAGUGCUGUGAUUGUGUCGCCAUGACGCAGCCAUCGUGACCUCUCUGCAGACCCCCCACAGUUGUUUACUGAUCUUUCUCGCUCUGUCCUUAUCCUCUCUUUGUCUCUCUCUCUGUCUAAGUGCUGCAUGAUGUUGACAUGGCCUUCUGAAUGCUCGCAACUAACAACUUAAUUCUCUGGAUGCUUUUGUACCCUUUUUCUUGUUUGUCACCUUGUGGAAGAUGUAAGUUGAUUUCCCAAAUGAAAUUACUGAUGACAUUCCAUAUUUAUUGGAUGUAAAUCUUGAUUAAAGGUGAUUGUAUUUAAUCAUAGUAGUUCUGUUAUGGGUAAGCGCUUGAGUUUUAAGGUGGUUUGGAGUUUGGAAGCAGGUGAGUUUUCAUGUCCAGUGAAGGCAGACAGGAAUUUGAUUUUGUCUUAAAGGGGCAGUCCAACAAUUUAGUUUACAUGUUAAGGUCACUUGUCAUGGGGAGUAGUGCACAGCCUGUAAAUCAGCUGAAUAAUGUUUUCUGUAAGGUAUUUCCCAUAAUUGAUCUAAAUCUACUUACAGAGAUUGAAAUGCAUGGUGGGAUGUGGAGUGUCUUGCUAUUUUGCAACUUGACGCAUGUUGGGGAGAAAAUAAAUCAGGAAAUCUCUGCCUCUGCUGCAUUGAUUUUUGAGCAGUGGUUCCCAGCAUUUUGGUUUGAAUUGUUAAAUAACUCCUCAGUUUAAAUGUUCCUCACCUGCUUCUGUC